Molecule: messenger RNA, 2505 nt
Organism: Lepus europaeus (European hare)
Lineage: Eukaryota; Metazoa; Chordata; Mammalia; Lagomorpha; Leporidae
Gene: DTD2
Product: D-aminoacyl-tRNA deacylase 2
Exons: 3
Coding region: 906-1358 (150 amino acids)
Biological process (GO): tRNA metabolic process
Cellular component (GO): cytoplasm
Molecular function (GO): D-tyrosyl-tRNA(Tyr) deacylase activity
Source: RefSeq, a predicted model, not a curated record
CAUUUGUGUUAAUGAGUUUUUUGUUGAAGUGUCGAUUUUCUUCCAUAUUUGAAAUUUUAUCCUCUUUACAUUUGUUAUCCUAUCUGAAGAAUCACCCAUUUUUAUAGUUGCCUACUAGCACUCUGAAUUCUGAGCUGGUAAUCAUUUAGGUUCCUUCUAUUCCUCUUUAUCUUUUUUAUAUUCUUUGUGCCACAUCUCAUUAUAGAAAAAUCACAGAUAGUUUAUUGCAGGCUUCCAAACUAUUGGUUUGUGCUUAUACAUUUUAAAAGGUUUUUGUUAAAAGGCUUUCCCUUCCACUCCCACACACAUGAGUAAAUUAGAGAGCUGGCAACUAAUUAGAUGGUGAGAAUUCUUUCUCAAACACUUUCCCCUGUUCUGUUAUUCAAAGUUCUUUUUUUUAGAAGCAGUGUUUUAAUUGUCAAAAGAUUUGAAGGGUAUUUUGCUGUUUCAGUUGUUUAGAACUUUGCUAUCACAGAUAAAUGUUUUUCUUCCUGAAAACGGAAUAUUUCUAAGCCACAGUGAAAAUUACCUGUGCUUUUUUAAAAAAAUUUUUUUAAAGAUUUAUUUAUUUGGAAGUCAGAGGGACAGAGAGAGAGAGAGUGAGAGAUCUUCUGUUUGCUGCUUUACUCCGCAAUGGCCACAACAGCCAGGUCUGGGCCAAGCAAAAGUCAGAAGCCAGGGACUCCAUCCUGGUCUUCCACAUGGGUGGCAGGGGCCCAAGCACUUGGAUCAUCUUCUGCCUUUCUGGGUACAUUAGCAGGAAGCUGGAUCAAAAGCAAAGCAGCCAGGGCACAAAUCAGUACUCCUAUAUGGAAUGCCAGCAUCAAAAGUAGCGGCUGCACCACAGUGCCAGCUCCUGCACUUUAUAGAACAUCUGACCUUCAGCUUCUGUGGGUUCUGCUUUCAUGGAUUCAACCAACCUCAGAAAAUAUUUGGGGGAAAAAUGCAUCUAUACUGAACAUGUUCAGAGAGGAUUAGUGAUCUACGUGUGCUUUUUCAAGGGAGCCGAUAAAGAACUUCUUCCCAAAAUGGUUAAUACACUGUUGAAUGUGAAAUUAAGUGAGACAGAAAAUGGGAAGCAUGUGUCUAUAUUGGAUCUACCUGGCGACAUUCUUAUCAUACCUCAAGCCACCCUUGGGGGACGAGUGAAAGGAAGAAGCAUGCAGUAUCAUUCCAACUCUGGGAAGGAAGAGGGCUUAGAACUUUACUCCCAGUUCGUGACUCUAUGUGAAAAAGAAUUAGCUGCUAACAGCAAGUGUGCUGAAGCGGGGGUUGUGGUGGAACAUGGCACUUACGGGAACCGGCAAGUGUUAAAGCUGGACACCAAUGGACCGUACACACACUUAAUUGAGUUUUGAAAACAUGAAGGGGCCAAUGCUGUGGUGUAGCGGGUAAAGCCACCACCUACUGUGACGGCAUCCCAUAUGGACACUGGUUUAAGUCCCCGCUGCUCCACUUCUGAUCCAGCUCUCUGCUAUGGCCUGGGAAAGCAGUAGAAGAUGGCCCAAGUCCUGUGUGGGAGACCCAGAAGAAACUCCUGGCUCUUGGCUUCGGAUCAGCCCAGCUCUGUCUUUGUGGCCAUUUGGGGAGUGAACCAAUGGAUGGAAGACUUCUCUGUCUUCUCUGCCUCUGCCUCUCUGUAACUCUGUCUUUUGAAUAAAUAAAAUAAAUACUAAAAAAAAAAUAAAAAGUAAAAAAAUGCAACACAUGUUUAUGCCCUCAACUUUACAUGUAUGUAAUAAAAAAAUACCUUUGUGUUAGAAUUGGGUAAAAAUGCAGCAUAAACCAAAGAUAACUUUGUCAAUUUUGUUUUGUUAAUGCAAUUUUCCAUACUUGGAAUGAGGAGUAUGUGAUUUAUUAUUCCAUUUAAUAAUAGCUAUGAAAAUGCAAUUUCGAAAUGUUAAGUAUAUUACAUUACAAUGUUUUACAUUGUUUUAAGAAUUCUUAAUUGAGGGGCCAGUGCUGUGGCAUAGUAGGUAAAGCCACCAUCUAUGGGCGCUGGCAUCCCAGAUGGGCACUGGUUUGAGACCCAACUGCUCCAUUUGUGAUCCAGCUCCCUGCUAAUGCACCUGGAAAAACAGCAGAAGGUGGCCCAAAUGCUUGGGCCCCUGCACCCAUGUGGAAGACCCAGAAGAUCCUGGCUCCCAGCUUCUAACUGGCCCAACUCUGGCCAUUGCAGCCUUUUGGGGAGUGAACCAGAGGAUGGAAGAAACUCACUCACUCUCUCUCUCUCUCUCUCUCUCUAACUCUGCCUUUCAAAUAAGUAAAUAAAUCUUUUUUUUUUUUAAGAAUCCUUAAUUGAUACAGGAACAAGAUAGGGGUUUAAAAACUUUUUAUUAACUAUAUUCAAAAAAUAAGUGGAUGUUCUAUUUCUCAGUUUUUAUCAAAAUGAUGUAUGUCUCACUUUUAAUUUUUUUAUUUUUACUGGCUUUUAAAAGAUUGCUUCAUGAAAUUAUUGUUAUUAAAUUUGUUGUCAAGUUAUUCUGUUGGAUUAGAUAAUUAUAA